GGGUGGGAGUUUGCUCCAAACUUUGUUUAUGGGACAGUCUGGGAGCUGCGGCGGUCGCGCUGUCUGUGCCUCCUGCGCCUCCCUCUCGCCGAGAGCGAGCGCCUAAGGCCGGCUCAGGGGAUGUGAGAGCCGAAGCCCCUAGGCUGCACCGAGUCGGUUCGAGAUUUGCCAUUCCGGCCGGCUACAGCCCGGCAAGCUCGGGACGCAUCGGAGCUACCCAGGCCCGACGGCGAGUUUGGGCGGGACGGCGGUCGCCGCGCGCCCAGGCUCGGCUUCGCUGCGCGCCCAGAAAAUGAAUCCGGCUUCGGCGCCCCCUCCUCUCCCACCGCCCGGGCAGCAAGUGAUCCACGUCACGCAGGACCUUGACACGGACCUCGAAGCUCUCUUCAACUCGGUGAUGAACCCUAAGCCGAGCUCGUGGCGGAAGAAGAUCCUGCCGGAGUCAUUCUUUAAGGAGCCUGACUCGGGCUCACACUCGCGCCAGUCUAGCACCGACUCGUCGGGUGGCCACUCGGGACCACGGCUGGCCGGCGGCGCUCAGCACGUCCGCUCGCACUCGUCGCCCGCGUCCCUGCAGCUGGGCACAGGCGCGGGCGCAGCGGGCAGUCCCGCGCAGCAGCAUGCGCACCUCCGCCAGCAGUCCUACGACGUGACGGACGAGCUACCGCUGCCCCCAGGCUGGGAGAUGACCUUCACGGCCACUGGCCAGAGAUACUUCCUCAAUCACAUAGAAAAAAUCACCACAUGGCAAGACCCUAGGAAGGCGAUGAAUCAGCCCCUGAAUCAUAUGAACCUCCACCCUGCUGCCACUUCCACGCCAGUGCCUCAGCGGUCCAUGGCAGUGUCUCAGCCAAAUCUCGUGAUGAAUCACCAACACCAGCAGCAAAUGGCACCCAGCACCCUCAACCAGCAGAACCACCCUACUCAGAACCCACCAGCAGGGCUCAUGAGCAUGCCCAAUGCGCUGACCACUCAGCAGCAGCAGCAGCAGAAACUGCGACUUCAGAGGAUCCAGAUGGAGAGAGAGAGGAUUAGAAUGCGCCAAGAGGAGCUCAUGAGGCAGGAAGCUGCCCUCUGCAGACAGCUCCCCAUGGAAGCUGAGACUCUGGCCACGGUUCAGGCUGCUGUCAACCCACCGGCUAUGACCCCUGACAUGAGAUCCAUCACUAACAAUGGCUCAGAUCCUUUCCUUAAUGGAGGGCCAUAUCAUUCGAGGGAGCAGAGUACCGACAGCGGCCUGGGGUUGGGGUGCUACAGUGUCCCAACAACUCCAGAAGACUUCCUCAGCAACGUGGAUGAGAUGGACACAGGAGAGAACACAGGACAGACACCCAUGAACAUCAAUCCCCAGCAGACCCGUUUCCCUGAUUUUCUUGACUGUCUUCCGGGAACAAAUGUUGACUUAGGAACUCUGGAAUCCGAAGACCUGAUACCCCUCUUCAACGAUGUAGAGUCUGCUCUGAACAAAAGUGAGCCCUUUCUAACUUGGCUGUAAUCAGUCUCAAUGUGACCUGGAUGCAGCCAUGACCUCACAUUUCCUGGGCCUCAUGGAAAAGCGGCCGAGCAAAGCAAUUUCCAGGUGCAUCACUUUCUGCCUCCAGGGCUCAUGCUCUCUCCUUUCCAUGUGGCCAGUUUAAUCAUUGCCUGGAUUUGAUUGACAGUGAUUUAAUAAAUAAGUAUUCUAUGUUCAUUACAUUUUCAAAUUUUCCCUGCAUGUCUGCAAGCCUGCAUUCCUAUGGCAGAUUAUGCAGAAUCAUUUCUGCAGAAUUGACUGUGCAGAAUUGUCUGUCCUUUUUUCUCUCUGCUGCCCCAUGACUAAGCUUUAUGGGUGUUAAUUGAAAUUUAUAGAUCAGCUUAUUAUAAACUAUAAAAAGCUGACCGCAGGCAGUGACUUCUGAUGGCUGGCUUGGUCCAGGAAAUGUGCACAAAAUUAGACCAGAUUUACAGUUUCAAAAACUGUAUUGAUGAUAGUAGUACCAAAUGCUUUAAAAAAUAUUUGUCUUGAGCUUUAAAAUCAUUGUAUGGAUAGUAAAAUUCUACUGUAUGGAAUACAAUGUAGUUUUGAAUCCCUGCUGGCUCUGAUGGCUUUUAUUACUCUGUAUUUACAAACGCACACACUGUCCUACUGUAGUUUAUCCUGUAUCAUUUUACUGCAUAGCAUCUAGACAGCUUGUCCUUCCAGGGAAAGUAAUAGCAUCAAUAGUCAUGACUUUUACACUACACCUCUUGUGAAAGAGACCAGUUUGGUACUAAUUAUGAGCAUAUACUAAAAAAAUUUUGAAAUCGCAACUUGGAUGCUUUUUAAAAUUGCGGCUUAGAAUUUGAUGUUUAUUUUAUAAAGCACUGUGACUUUUUGGCUAAUGACAAAGGGCAGCCAAAUGUUUUUGAUAAAUCGGUGGCAACUAUAUUUUUAUCUUUUGAAAUUACUCUAAAAACAUUAGGAAAACACAGCUUCCAACCUGAUGGUAAAUGCAAUAAACAGUGGUUUUUUAAGUUCUGAAGCCUUGCCAGUUUUGCUUUCAAAAUUUGAAGUGUUUAAAAUGAUUUUAUCUAUGAAACCAUUGGAAGGACGAAGCAAAUCUCUGAUGUGUAAAAACAAUGUCCUCUGAGGGCAUAUGGUGGAGACGUGUUUCUGAAUUCAAUGAAAUGGAUCCCAGCGUAUAUUAUCCUAACCUUGUUUGCUACAGUUGGUAUAAAAAGGCAUGACAUAUGUACCCAAUACCUCUUAUGUAACCAAGAAAGUUUUGGUUUAUUAUUAUUAUUAUUAUUGGUAUUAGCUUUUAAGGACUGAGUGUGAGCGUCAGGUUCACCUGGCAUGCAGUUUGCUUGCAAUGCCAAUGAAGUCCUCAACUGUUGAGUAUUUUGAACUGACAUUAUUUAUGAUCUAUGAACUUAAUCUCUUUAAAAUGCAUUGUUUUUGAAAGACAUUAGUAAUUCAGGUCUCUGAGAGGAACCUUUCAAUUCCCAGGGGGGUGCUUAUUUGUUGGGGAUCUUAAAUAAGAUCCUUUUUGAGAUACCAGAAUAUAGAGUAGAGAACACAAUUUAUCUUGUUGGGAAGAAGGCAAGUGAAAAGGUCAGAGAUGAAGUAGUAAAGUUAUGGAAUAUAGUGAAAAGGGUAUUAGUUGUGAAACGGAAAUAGAAAAGUAAUAGGACCCCAAAAAUCAAACAAGCAGAUGUGAGAGGUGCCCCCAAAGAGCAAAGCAACAAUUUUCUACUACAACCUUUGUAUGAAAAGACUGUUGUAGGAGAAAAGGAGGCUUUGGUGCACUUUACGUGGGAGGAAGAGGGGCAGUACUGGUGUUGCCCUGUCCAGCUGAUGCUGAGCAUGUAGGUAGGUGAGAGCUGUUGCUUCCAACCCAAUGAAGUGAUUUUUUUUUUUUUUUUUUUUAUUAAAGGACCCAUGGUUUAUGUUCCUCUGAUUACUUUGCCUCUCUAAGCACUCCUAGAGAGAUGGGGCUAGAUGUUUAUGUUGCCACUAAAUUGAAGGGAACACUAUUCUUUUUCUCGUCUGUUCACAAUAAUUGCCAAAUGAGCUGUACAUUCUUUCUAGGAAAAACAAAACAAGGGACCUAAUAAAACUGAGCAGUGUUACUGUAUUUUAAAAAAAUAUUUUUAUAGACUCAUUUUCAGGUUUUUAAAGUGAAAAGAAACAUACACCCCUUUUUUUUAAGUAGUUAAAACCAUGAUGAUUUAUAUUACCAGGUUUUAGAAGUAAUUCUCUAGUAUGCUUGUGGCAUUAGAAAAUACUAGAAAAACUUUUUUAGUGAAAUUAGUUGGAACUUUUAUUAAUGAACAUAAUAAAUGCUUUUCCAGAAUAAAAUAUGGACCCUGACUUUAUGUUUACUUAUAGAUAAAACCAGAUAUAAUUUUUUGUUGUUUUUUUAGGUCAUAUGAUAUGGCCUUUGUGAAAGAACACUAAAGUUAGAAAUGUUAAUGUAAAAGAAAUUGUUAAUAGAUACUUCCUAUUAUUGUAAGUGUAAAAACCCCUGCAGAAUUCACAAUAAGGUGCUAUUUAUACUAUAUUUCUUAUUAUAAAGCAACUGCCAGGAUAUCUAGUGUUUUUAGUCCUAAAUGAAUCAAUAAAUUUCACCAUUUUGCCCAAUAAUUUUGCCAUAGUUAAGGUAUAUUAGAAAGUGAGAUUAAAAAAUAAUUUUACAGAUCUUUCUUUCAAGAUUUUUGUUUCUUACAAAAUAUUUUCCAGAAGUAAUUACAUUGUCAAAACCUAUUUGCAAUUCUGUUAAAUCUAGGUAAUUAUUAGACAGUAUUUCACCAUAGUAUUUAGGAUGUGAAAUGCCAUUUCUUUUACAGAUUAUACAAUAUAUGGAAAGCAUGUAAAAGAGAGAAAAAAAAUUAGUGUGCUAGGAAGGCUGUUGACAACAACUUGUUAGAAGAGCUCUCUGUAGAAGAUGAUCUGGAGUGAGAGGACUGCUAACAAGUUGUGCUCUCAUGAUGUAAUUAGAAAGUAAAUUCUGAAAGUGCAACUUUUAUGAACAAAAAAUAUGCUGUUAAAGAAAAAGGAAAUUGUAGAUUUAUUUAAUUGGGAAAAUAGGUGAUUGGCAGAGACCAUUUCCCUAAUACACUACAUCAUUUACGUGCUAGUACUUUAACUCUUUUAAAAAUUUACUUCUACUUUUUGUAAUACAACAUGUUUUUUAUUUUUAAUUUAGAGUGCUCUGUGUACCGAGAGAAUGCAGCCAAAUGAAUCAGAUCAAACUAUUUUACCUGGAGUUUGGUACUGGUUUUUACUUCUCUGAUUCUGUAUAAGAAAAAUAAAUACAAUUGAAUUUCCA
Molecule: messenger RNA, 4790 nt
Organism: Choloepus didactylus (southern two-toed sloth)
Lineage: Eukaryota; Metazoa; Chordata; Mammalia; Pilosa; Megalonychidae
Gene: WWTR1
Product: WW domain containing transcription regulator 1
Exons: 7
Coding region: 293-1495 (400 amino acids)
Biological process (GO): hippo signaling; positive regulation of transcription by RNA polymerase II
Cellular component (GO): nucleus; cytoplasm
Molecular function (GO): protein binding; transcription corepressor activity; transcription coactivator activity
Source: RefSeq, a predicted model, not a curated record